Molecule: messenger RNA, 2878 nt
Organism: Brienomyrus brachyistius
Lineage: Eukaryota; Metazoa; Chordata; Actinopteri; Osteoglossiformes; Mormyridae
Gene: selenon
Product: selenoprotein N
Exons: 12
Biological process (GO): skeletal muscle fiber development; calcium ion homeostasis
Cellular component (GO): endoplasmic reticulum membrane
Molecular function (GO): calcium ion binding
Source: RefSeq, a predicted model, not a curated record
GCCACCCCUCCGUGCCCCCCGGGGGACCGAGCCGGAGGAAAACUGCCAAGGCGGUGUCGCCGCUGUUUUCUCGGUGUUGAGUCUGGUCGCAAUUUGCAUGGACCCGAUGCGGUGGCUUUGUUUUGUUGUAGUAUAAAAGAGCUGCAAGUUCAAGCGAGCCUGAAAAUAGGUCAGAGCUGCGAGCCCGGUCGUCCGUGGAUGUGCAGAAGGGAGUAACAGGAUGGCCGCGGACGUGAGGAAAAGAGGGAGCCAGGCGGCGAAGAGAGAGGUGGCCUCAGACGGCACCCAGGCAGAAGGUAGCGGCGGAGACGCCGUGGGAGCGCACCGAGGCUCCGCCGCGUCCAGCUGUUCGAGGCUACUCCCCACAUUACUGAUGCUGCUGGCCGUCCCCAUCGCCGGCAUCGGAUACAGAUACUACAAAGGGGUAGAGCUUCUUCAGCGGCAUGAAGCAGGUCUUCGAACCCUGGGCACUGAAGGGUUGUUCCUGUUCUCCUCUCUGGACACGGACCAUGACUUGUACCUCAGCCCAGAAGAGUUUAAGCCCAUUGCGGAGAAACUCACAGGCAUGUCCUCUCCAGUGGAGUUUGAGGAGGACCUGGUUGAGGACCCCAAUGGUGAAACCCUGACAGUGGAGGCGAGCAUGCAGCCCCUGCAGAUGGAGACCAUGACCAAAAGCAAGGACGGCUUUCUGGGGGUCACUCACAGCUCCCUGAGCGGCCUGCGGUCCUGGAGGAGCCCCGCUAUACCUUCCUCCGUCUACUCCGCCAGCCAGUUCAAGGCCUUCCUGCCUCCCAAGAACAAGCUGGACGUGGGUGAUCCCUGGUGGAUCAUCCCCAGUGAGCUGAACAUCUUCACUGGGUACCUGCCCAACAACCGCUACCAGCCUCCAGCCCCACGGGGCAAAGAGGUGAUUAUCCACUCCCUGCUCAGCAUGUUCCACCCCCGCCCCUUCAUCAAGUCCCGCUUUGGCCCUCAAGGCGCAGUCGCCUGCAUCCGAGCAGCCAGUGAUUAUUACUACGACAUCGUCUUUAGGAUUCAUGCCGAAUUCCAGCUCAACGACAUCCCCAACUACCCCUUCUGGUUCACGCCAGGCCAGUUCACCGGCAGCGCGGUGAUCUCGCGGGACGCCUCGCACGUCCGAGAGUUCCGCCUUUACGUUCCCAGUGACAGGUCGCUGAACGUGGACAUGGAGUGGCUGUAUGGAGCCAGCGAGAGCAGCAACAUGGAGGUCGACAUCGGCUACCUGCCCCAGAUGGAGCUGAAGGCCACGGGACCCUCUGUCCCCACCUUCAUACAUGACGAACACGGGAACGUGAUUGACAGCAGGGUGGGCGGAGCCGAUGGAGACCCCGUCCAGUUCGUGUUUGAGGAGAUCCAAUGGAAGUCGGAGAUCAGUCGCGAGGAGGCGGCUCGGCGCCUGGAGGUCACCUUCUACCCCUUCAAGAAGGUGCCCUACCUGCCGUUCCCCAAGGCCUUUGACAGGGCCCAGGCGGAGAGGAAGCUGGUGCACUCCAUCUUGCUGUGGGGAGCCCUGGAUGACCAGUCCUGCUGAGGUUCGGGGCGGACUCUCCGGGAGACAGUCCUGGAAAGUUCGCCCGUCCUGGCUCUGCUCAACCACAGCUUCAUCAGCAGCUGGUCCCUGGUGAAGGAGCUGGAGGACCUGCAGGCUGACACCCACAAUCCCGCCCUGAGCCGCCUGGCUGCUCUGCACCUGGAGAAGUACAACUUCCCUGUGGAGAUGAUCCUGGCGCUGCCCAAUGGCACUGUGGUGCACCACAUUAAUGCAAACUACUUCCUGGAUCAGACGGCCAUGAAGCCAGAGGAGGAGCAACGUACCACUUUCAGCUUCUCGGGGGGGUUUGAGGACCCUUCCACCUCCACCUACAUCCAGUUCCUCCAGGAAGGGUUGGAGAAAGCUAAAGAUUACUUAGGGUCGUAAGAUACUUUAGAGAACAAAUCUACAUGCUUGUAGAGAUAACGACGGUCCAACCUGGCUUCCAGAUGUUUUCCACACUCUGGAAGGACUAUGGGAAGCCCCCCCCCCAGCUGGUGGUUGACUCCACAGUGAGUCUGUCCCUCCUCAUCUGUUCUGAUUGUGUAGGAGCUGCUGGGUUUUGCCCAGUAUUGAGUUUAUGGCUCGUUUUAGCUGUCCUGUCAAGGGCUUGGCUCUUAUUCACCUGUAGCACACUGUGGGAGCCCCCCCCUCUCUUAGGGUGACUGUAUUAUGCUGAUGGUCCUAGUUAUGAAGACUCUGAUUCUAUGAUGGACUGACAUUCUGUCCCUUCUGCCAUAAGCGAAGGCUGCACUAUCAGAUAUUACUCUGAAGAUUUUUUAAACUUCAUUCUGUAUUCGUACGAUAGCCGAGUACAUUCCCUGGGCUUCCUGUGAACAUCAGUGCCGCAAUUUGUCCUCCAAGCCACACGGGGCGCUUGAACGUCUGCUUCCUCGGUUUUCAGCAUUUUGUGAAGGCCUGAUCCGAAAGUCCCGAGUGGAUGGGGCCAGGCCUGAUGUCAUUGCUGAAACCCUUAGGAGCAGCAUCAGUCCUCUGGUCCCUGGAGGACAGUGGUAGGUCUGAAGGUUGGCCUUCUGGGCACCUGACAUCAGCCAAAUGAAAGCAAUGGCUGCAUGUACUUUGAUUAGGAAUGGCAACUUCCCAAGAAAUUCAAACAAGAAUAUGUCACUGAUAUGAGGGUAGGGGACUUUGCUUUGGUCCCCCGUAAACAAGCCGUGCAUGAAGCUGGAUCACAGCAGGCCAGCUGCACGUGCUCAGAGCUGAUGGAGACUCUGCCGGCCGCCUGAUCUUCACAGGAGCUUCCUGCCUUAUACCACUGAUCAAAGGUUCCCUCAUCUGGCUAAAUAAAGUGAGACCUUUUUAAAA